AUCUGGGCUGACUGCGACACAAGUUUUUUUUAGGGGGAGAAAAGGCUGAGAAAACCCCACACGUAGACACUCUGGUAUGUUUGCAAAUGGUUGAAAGACGAUCUAUCUUUAUUUUUGGAACUAAGGUCACUUUUAUCUGGCGAUGAAGGCGGUUGCGAAGUCCACGUCAACUUUGGAUGCGGCGGAUUUCUCGAUCGGACAGAAGUGAGAGGCGCUAAGGGGGAUCAAAGUGGACCGGUGUUCAAGUUAGACAAGAAAGAAAACGAAAGGGGAACGUAUCAAAUAGGGAAUCGUGCCAACUUUUAAGGAUCUGGUCCGUUGUUGAAGGGAGUGUCUGUGAAAUAUGGCGAAAAAGUAUGAUUUUCUCUUUAAAUUGUUGCUCAUCGGGGACAGUGGCGUGGGAAAAACAUGUCUGAUCAUUCGCUUUGCUGAGGACAAUUUCAACUCAACCUACAUCUCGACCAUUGGCAUCGACUUUAAAGUAAAAACAAUUGAGGUGGAUGGCAAGAAAGUGAAACUGCAAGUAUGGGACACAGCAGGCCAGGAGAGGUUCAAGACCAUCACCACUGCCUACUACAGAGGAGCCAUGGGCAUCAUCCUGGUGUACGACAUCACUGACGAGAAAUCCUUCGAAAACAUACAGAACUGGAUGAAGAGCAUCAAAGAAAAUGCAUCUGCAGGAGUGAGUCAAAUGUUGCUCGGCAAUAAGUGCGACAUCGAGGCGAAGCGGAAAGUUACCAAGGAGACGGGAGAAAAGCUGGCGAAGGAUCACGGCAUCAGGUUCUUUGAAACCAGCGCCAAGUCAAGUAUUAACGUUGAGGAGUCCUUUUUGGCGUUGGCACGGGACAUACUUCAGAUAUCAAGCAGGAAACCGGGUCCCGCUGGUCGACAAGUGAAGAUCACCAGCAGAACUGAGAAAAAAACUUCCAAAUGUGCUCUUCUUUAGACAAGACGCUACACAAAAACACACGCACACCCAGUACACACCUGGCAUACAUGUCAAACACAGAAUCAGAAUCAGAAAUACUUUAAUAAUCCCAGAAGGGAAAUUAAGAUCUUCAGCACAAUCCCAUUCAAGAGCAGACAAACAUUACAGGGAGACAGAACAGGAUCGCUGACGGGUCUGCCAACUUCCGGCGCCCCUUACAAAAAAGGUGAGAAACAGGUAAACGCGGGGGAAGGGGGGUGAGAAGAAAAAAAAAAUCUGUCUAAGCCUGGGCCAAGGAAGAAAAAAAACCUCAUAGACAUAGCACACAUAAACAUGUGUGUAAGAGGGAAACCUCAAAAGGACAUUAAAGACAUUAAAAGAGCAGAGCUGAUGCAACCAGCCACUUCUACACACAGCCACAAAAGUAAAACAACAACAAAAAAACAUACACUGCGGUGGCCUCUGCGGUGUUCCACGCCAUCGUCUGCUGGGGUGGGGGGAGCAUGGCCACAGACAGGAGCAGACCCAACAAAGCAACCAAGAGAGCCGACUCCACCCUCGGCCGCCCGCCAACUCCCGGCGGGAAAAAAAGGAAAAAAACACACACUACUAAAGGAUGUUCUGAAGCAUUCCAUACAUUUCUACUUGUAGCUUGUGCAAUAUUUGUCGCCACCGAACCGCUUAAGUCUUUAUUCGAUGUGAUUUUGGCUCCCACUGUAGUCCGACAUUUUCAACCAUUCUGUUACUGCUGAGAUGGACCUUGACCAUUUCAUCGCUUCUACUAGAUGUUGAGAAACAAGCAGAAGUAGCAAUCAGAUCCUGAAACAUUUUUUUUUUUUACAGAGCAUUUUUAAAUCAAGGAACGGAAAGAGACGAGACUGAAAAGGCUUGCGAAUGUGGAACGUUUGUGCAAUAGAAGCUGUAGGGAUGAGAAUGAUGGAUAAAGAAAAAGUGAACGUGUAAUUGUGAGUAAGGUUUGAACGGUAAAAUGAGAGGUAAAGUUCCUACUCGGAUGAUCAGCACGUCCUGUAUCCAAGUGGAGUUCAUGUAGAAUCGGUUUAUGCUCAAUAAAAACUGAAGACAGUUGA
Entelurus aequoreus (snake pipefish) is the source of this 2016-nucleotide messenger RNA. It is a transcript of the gene rab13, whose product is annotated as RAB13, member RAS oncogene family. The transcript is spliced from 8 exons. The record is from RefSeq and is a predicted model, not a curated record. Lineage: Eukaryota; Metazoa; Chordata; Actinopteri; Syngnathiformes; Syngnathidae. Gene Ontology annotation, molecular function: GTPase activity; GTP binding. The coding region runs from base 344 to 946 and encodes 200 amino acids. Gene Ontology annotation, cellular component: synaptic vesicle; endosome; plasma membrane. Gene Ontology annotation, biological process: cellular response to insulin stimulus; regulation of exocytosis; protein secretion.